AUGGUCGCUAAGGUCGCCGCCCUCAUUUGCUUGUUCGGCCUAGUUCACGCCGGAAACCUUUAUGGAGCUGCCUACGGUAGCUACGGAAAUGCCUAUGGAAGUGCUUACGGCAGCGCCUUCAGUAGCGGUUAUGACAUCGCUCCUGUCGCUUACACAGCCCCUGCGGCAUACUCCGUCCCUGUCGUAAAAACAAUCGCUCCAAUCGCUUACACUGCCCCCGCUGUAUCCUCUGUAUCCCAAUACAGCGUUCACUCAGCUCCUUUAGUCAAAUCUUACGCCCCCAUAGUCAAAUCUUACGCCCCUAUAGUCAAAUCUUAUGCCCCAAUAGUCAAAUCUUACGCCCCCGUCUCAUUAGCCUACUCUAACCCAGUUUUGAGUCACUCCUACGCUCCAGCUGUUUCUUACGGUUACAGCGGCUACGAUUUAGCUGGUGUGCAGUUGAAGAGCCCUGAAGUACACGGUCGUCUAGUACAAGGUCGUGUAUGUAUAGCUGUGAUUGCCUGCCUGUUUGGUUUGGCUAAGGCUGGUGCAUUACUCAACUCCGGUCUAAAUAACGGUGGAUGGAAUGUUGGAGGAUACGCAACAGGAUACAGUGAUGUGGGAUACAGCAGUGAUGCAGGAUACAAUAACUAUGCAAGCCACAGCGGAUACGGAGCUAGCUAUGGAGGCGUAGGUCAACAUGGAGCCGUCUCUCACGUCUCCAUAACCAAAGAAAUUUCACCCUCCGUGCCGUAUUCCACUGGUUAUGGUGCCCAUGGAUAUUCUAAUGGACAAGGAUAUGCUGGCGCCCACGGAUAUUCCGGUGGUUACGGUUAUGCUAGCGGUUUAGGUUACGAAGGUGGACAAGGUUGGCAACAACAAGGUUGGAAUCAAGGCGGUGACUACAACGCUCAAAGCCUUGGUUACGGAGGUUACAACAGUGGACAUGGCUACAAUCACGCCACAUCUACCGUGUCUCAGUACAGUAUCCAUAAAAAUCCAGUGACGAAGCAUUAUGGAUCUUAUGCUCCUAGUGCAUAUGGUGGUUACGGUCAAUCCGCCUACAACAGUCACGGGUACGGCGGUUACGGCAGCCAGGCGUGGUAA
Diatraea saccharalis (sugarcane borer) is the source of this 1086-nucleotide messenger RNA. NCBI's taxonomy places the organism in Eukaryota, Metazoa, Arthropoda, Insecta, Lepidoptera, Crambidae. The record is from the annotation of a GenBank genome assembly.